AUGCUUCCACCAAUAAUGGUUUACACAUAUACAUUUACGGCUGCAAUACCAAAUUUUCGAUGUGUAAACCCUACUGUAAGCAUUCCAGAUGAAUACAAUGAAAUAUUAAAUAACAGAUUCGAUGCUAUAUAUAAACCAACAGCGGAACAAUGCAAACAAGUAUCAAAAUCUUUAUCAAUUAAAGAAUGUCAACGUUGUUUUAUUCAAUCAAGAACUAAUAAUCAAUCAUCUGUAAAUGUAACAUUAACGCCAUGUAAUGAAUAUGUUUAUGAAAGAAGAUAUUAUACAAAAACAUUAGUCGAAGAAUGGACAAUGGUUUGUGAUCGUCUUCAUUAUCGAUCAACAGCACAAAUGAUAUUUUUUGUUGGUUAUAUGGUUGGUUCAAUAGUUUUUGGCAUGUUGGCUGACAAAUAUGGCCGUCGUCCUAUAAUGAGUGUCAGUUUUAUUUUAAUGAGUGUAUCAGGAUUUUUAUGUGCAUUUGGUCCUCAACCGAUAUAUGGUUUUUGGCCAUCAUAUGUUAUUUUUGUAACAGCACGCUUUUUACUUGCUUGUUCAACACGAGGAAUUUCAGUAUCUGGAUUUGUACUUGGCUCAGAAAUUGUUGGACCGAGUAAACGUUUAUUAACUGGUAUUGUAAUUGAAUAUUUUUUUGCAUUUGGACAAUUAUUUCUUGCACUUUUUGCAAAUUAUAUUCGUACAUGGAGAGCAUUAACAGGAGCUAUAUCAAUAUUUACAGUACCGUUUAUAUUCUUUUAUUUUAUUUUACCAGAAAGUCCUCGUUGGCUUGUUAGUCAAGGACGUUUUGAUGAAGCUGAAAAAGUUUUACGUUAUAUUGCAGCUAAAAAUGGUCGAGAUUUUGAUAAAGAUGCUUAUGAACAAGUUAAAGAAGAACAACAAAUAAGUAUGCUGAACAAACAUAAUCAAGAAGGUGUCAUGGGUUUAUUUAGAUCAAAAAUUAUGUGUAUUAUUAGUAUUAAUCUAUUUUUCCAAUGGCUUGUACAAAAUUUAGUAUUCUAUGGUGUUUCACAAAAUACAGGUGCAUGGGAGUUAAAUCCAUAUUUAUCAUUUACUCUUAGUGCAUUAGUUGAAUUAGCUGCAUAUAUUAUGGUACAUUUAAUACUUGAUCGUAUUGGUCGUAAAAUACCUUAUUGUUUAUUUGCUAUACUUUUUGGUAUAGUUGCUCUAUUGGUUUUACCACUACAGAAAUUCAUGCCAAAUGAAACUUAUACUAAGAAAGUGUUAUUAAAUCUAAUAAAUGGCUCAUUAAAAUUUUUUGCAUCUGCAUCUUAUGCUAUCAUAUAUAUAUAUGCAAAUGAACUUUUUCCAACAAAUCUACGAAAUACAGGAAUGGGUAUUUGUUCAAUGGUUGCACGUAUUGGAGCAAUUAUUGGAACCUAUUGUAAUGAUUCUUUAGCUCGUAUUUGGGUACUUCUACCUGUACUUCUUUAUGGUAUCGUUUCACUUAUAGCUGCUGUAUUAGCUUUAAUGUUUCCUGAAACAUUAAAUAAACCAUUACCACAAUCAGUUGCCGAGGCUGAAAGAAUGGCCAUGGCCAGUAUUCGAACUGGAAAACCUCAAAGUACAAUAACUAAUGGUACGGAACGUGAAGGUCAAUCAUUAACAGGACAUAAUGAAGACAUUAUACUCAAGGAUCAAUUACAACGAAAUAAUACAGAUGAUAACCAAUUAUAA
This is a messenger RNA of Rotaria sp. Silwood1, 1692 nucleotides long. NCBI's taxonomy places the organism in Eukaryota, Metazoa, Rotifera, Eurotatoria, Philodinida, Philodinidae. The record is from the annotation of a GenBank genome assembly.